AUGAAUAAAUUAGCGCAACUUUUUAUAGUUUUAAGUUUAUUAGCAGUCAGUAAUGCUAUAUUACAAGGUAUUAUAAAUGUUAAACAAUUCCAAUCCCUGUUAGAAGAGGGUAUUAAAAGUAAAGACAUCAGUACUUUGUACCACUCUAUCAAGGGGCUGAAACAACUUAAUGUGAAACUUCCUGACCUCUGUGAGGACAUCAAAAAUUCCAAAUAUGACAUCAAGAACAUAGAGCAUGUAUUCUAUCUGACAAAUGCUGCCGAACUAACCGGCUGUCAGAACUUCCUAUCCCCCGAAGUGCUGGGUACUCCGGCAAAGGUGCUUGAUAACAAAGAUGUAACUAUACCGGAGAUUUAUUAUGCGGUAUAUUCCUUGAAAGCUAUCGGCCGAGGCUCUGUGUACGACAGAGAGGAUGGUUUGAAAAAUUUGAUUCAAAUGCUGAAAAAGGAUGACUCUCCGGCUAACUAUGGUUAUGUAUUUGGUCUCUGCGAGCACAUGGGCUGUCAGGCUUGGACGGUAAUGCAUGCAGAAAAUGCUCUGCUGGCCGCCGAUGAAACUGAUGGAAGAGCUUUACACUUUGAAGGAGGAUUACCGGUUACGUCACUUGUAUUAAGCACUAUCAUCAGGUCAUUUAAAUCUGUGAAGAAGCCCUCGCCUUUAACUCCGGACCAGAAACACAAGUUCGGAGCUUACUUGUUGUCUCGUCGCUCGGCCUCCGCCCCACGCACUGUUGCUUCUCUUAUUGAAGCUGCAAAAAUCCUUGCCGAUGACCAGCCUACUCCCAUAUGCAUUGUCUUCAAAGACAAGAAGUACAUCACAUCAGAGACGGAUUCCAUUGAGUUCUCGGUCACGGAUUUAAUCGGUAGAGCCAUUCCUAAUCUGAAACCUGAUGAAGUAGUCGCUCAGUCUGGCACGAGGUUGGCUGAUGACGUUGUUGUUCUAUCAAAGCAGCCGCUGACACAGAAACCCAACGAACCAACGACAUUCGUUUUAAAUCUCAGCAAGAUUAAAUCCCAAUACGGUCUUUACAAGAUAUCUCUCAGUACAGGAAGCAAGUCGGCUAACUUUAACAUAGCUGUGCUCGGAGAAAUACAAGUGUCGAGUGUUGAAAUUGGAGUGGGGGAUGUAGAUGGCACCACCAGUCCUAAACUUACAACAGUUACUUACCCCAACAAGAUGGCUGAAGUACUACAAGCUGAUCACUUACAGAAAGUGAGCGUGAAGUUCUCAAUUCGUGACAAGUUCAACAAGCCGGCGCUGGUGCAGCAAGCCUUCUUACUGGUGGCUUCACUAGAGGACGAGCGAGAGGCCAUCUAUGUAGCGGAGCCCGACCACGCUAAGAACUAUAAAGUUGAACUGAAUGUGGGCGCCAUGGGCAAGCACCUGGACUACGUGUCAGGCUCAUACUCCGUGAGCGUGCUGGUCGGAGACAGCGCUGUAGCGGCGCCGCUGUCCUGGAGACUAGCUGAUGUUAAACUUAGCUUCGGAAGAGACGCUAUUGCGGAGCCCCGCGCCGCCCGUGUCCGCGGCCCGCUGCCCCCCAUCUCGCACGUGUUCCGCGCGGCCGAGCCCCGCCCGCCGCGCGUCGUGUCGGACGUGUUCUCCCUGGCGUGCGCGGCGCCCCUGCUGCUGCUCCUCAUACUGUGGGGCUCCCUCAGACUCAACUUCUCACUGUUCCCCUUCACACCAAGCGCUCUGCUGUUCCACGUUGCGCUCGGUGCGUCCCUGUCUCUAUACGGUCUCUUAUGGUUGAAGCUGAGUAUGUUCGAGACUCUCCGCUACCUGCUGCCAGUCGCUGGACUCACCUUCCUGGCCGGACAGAGGCUGCUGAGACGUCUUGCAAGAGACAAAGCGGCUCGCUAA
Messenger RNA from Danaus chrysippus (African queen), 1863 nucleotides. The record is from the annotation of a GenBank genome assembly. Lineage: Eukaryota; Metazoa; Arthropoda; Insecta; Lepidoptera; Nymphalidae.